This is a messenger RNA of Dendrobium catenatum, 1171 nucleotides long. RefSeq names its product kinetochore protein SPC24 homolog. Lineage: Eukaryota; Viridiplantae; Streptophyta; Magnoliopsida; Asparagales; Orchidaceae. The record is from RefSeq and is a predicted model, not a curated record. Gene Ontology annotation, biological process: regulation of chromosome segregation. The coding region runs from base 1 to 969 and encodes 322 amino acids. The transcript has 7 exons.
AUGGCCCUAAUCGCGAAUCCUGAAUCACGUUACUUCUUAGGGGUGUCAAUUCGGGUUAAUAGAUCAGAUUGUCAAUUUUUGACACGCUAUCCAUUCUCCUCGUUCGGAAAAGCUAGGUUUCUAUUUCGGAUACACGUGACGUCGCCACUCCGCCCGUCUCGACUUCACUCCUCUUUCUACUGUGAACGAGUUCGGCGGACUACGCCGCUGAGACGCAGCAGCAUUUGGAGUCGGAUCUCCGCAUUUUCAAAGGCACCUGCAAGGGUUCACUGUGGGAGCCUCGAGGUCGACAGAGAGCUGCAUCCAUCAAAGCUGCGGCGACACCGCGAGCAUUCAGAAAUCAACAACGACGACAAGGAGAGUUAUUUACUGAUGGGAGAUACCAAUAAAAGGGUGGACAUUGAGAAACUUUUUUCACUUGCAAAUGAUCUUAUUGGUAUGCUCAAUGAUGGGAAGGAUGGUGACAGCCUGAUGCAGUCUUUGGAAAGUGCGAAGUCUCUCCGAUCCUUUUGUGAGACCAAUGUCCAUGAGACCAAUAUGUCAUUGGAAGAUUUUCAAAAGAGGAUAAAUGGAUGCAAAGAAAGGAUAGACAAAGUAAAAGGUGAAGUAAUGGCUGAUUCAAAAUUAAAUGAGCUUCAAACCGAACUAGAGGAAAAAAUGCACAUAGAACACUUGCUUCGUCAAGGGAUUAGAGUAGUUGGUGACGAACUUGAUUAUCUAGAGCAGCAAAGAAUUUCCUUCGAAGAACGAUGGCAACUAGUCAAGCAAAGAGAGAAUAAUAUGCGAAAGUCACUGAAUGCACUCUCUAUGUGCGCUUCUGUAACAAAGAUUAUCCCUGAUCUUACAAACAAAACGAAGAUUUCUGGAUCUAUUGUGGACAGGAGCAAGAAAAAGGUCGAGAGGUUUGAGUUUGACCCAGCGAUGCCCCCAUUUGAGGUUUGUGAUAAGCUGUGGAAGAUGUCUUCAUAGGAGAGUUUUAAUCUCGUGGCCGACACUGUAGACUCUACGAGAUAUGGUUUCAGUGUUAAAAUUCUGGUUGGGUUGAUGAUUUGACUGAAGCAUUAGGACCAUUCAAUUUAGAAAGAAAUUGAAUGCCCAUAUUGUUAUUGAUUUUCUUUUUUGUUUUUAUUAUGCUAAUUAGUUUCAAUGAAGGUUAUUAUCACUUGCAAUC